Molecule: messenger RNA, 1699 nt
Organism: Zingiber officinale
Lineage: Eukaryota; Viridiplantae; Streptophyta; Magnoliopsida; Zingiberales; Zingiberaceae
Product: putative disease resistance protein RGA3
Exons: 2
Coding region: 128-1342 (404 amino acids)
Biological process (GO): defense response to other organism
Molecular function (GO): ADP binding
Source: RefSeq, a predicted model, not a curated record
CAAAAAAAAGGAAGACUUCAAGGAGUCGUCGCCCUGCAUUAUUGUUCCUCUUUUCUCCUCCAAGCUAUCUAUUGUUAGCCAGGCCCAGAUCCACAGCCAACAACUUCUUCAUCCUUCAUCAGAAGCUAUGGCAGCAGCUUUGGUAAGUGAUGCGUCUCGCUUCAAGGGCGAGAAUGUAGCAGAUCUCCUCCAACUCAAGGACAAACUCAAGGCUAUAACGGGUAUCGAAGGGAAGAUGGAGAAGCUCAAGGAGUCGUCUGCGAUCAUUGACGCGGUGAUCCAAGAUGUCGACUCCCGCCCUUUUAUUGAUGCUGCUGUGAAGGAGUUGGUGAAGAAGCUCAAAUACUUGGCCUACGAUCUCGAGGAUGUUGUGGAUUACUAUGACACCAAAGUCUUGCAGAAAAAGCCGAGAUCAAAAACUUCUUUUGGGCCGGUACGUGAUUUCUUCUCUUCUGAUAAUCAAGUUGUGUAUACCAGUAGGAUAAGUGGCAUGAUCCAAGCUGUAACAGAAAGUUUGGAAUCUAUUUUGCUGCAAAAGUCCAUCCUUCUCAAUUUGCCACAAGGCAAUAUCCUCGUGUCGAAACCAAGUCCCUACAGAGAGACCCACUCCCGCAAUAGCUUUGAUGUUAUAGGGAGAGAAUCAGAGAAGAAUAUGAUUGUCGACAUGUUAACAAAGGAUGAUGAUGUUGAUGAAAGCAGUCAUGGUACAUUGAAGGUCAUCACCAUUGUAGGGAUGGGUGGCCUGGGGAAGACUGCACUUGCUCAGCUUGUUUUCAAUGAUGACAGUGUAAAAGAGUAUUUUUAUCUAAGAAUGUGGAAAGUUGUUGGGACUGAAUUUGAUCCCGCAAAGAUAAUGAAGUCUGUAUUAGAACUGGCUUUUGCUGCACCGGUCAAAAUCUCAGAAAUUGAUUUAGUGAGGCAGAAGCUAGAAGCAGCAUUAUCGGGGAAGAGAUUUCUGCUCGUACUGGAUGAUGUAUGGAAUGAAAAUGUAUUAAAGUGGGGUGUACUGAAAGCAGCCUUAACCUGUAGGGCUCCCGGAAGCAAAAUUUUGAUGACAACCCGUAGCCAAAAAGUCCCUUUGAUUAUGGGCUCAUCCAAAACCACCUAUCACAUACAACAAUUGUCCCGAGAUGAUUGUCUGUCCUUGUUUUAUCAUUUUGCAUUUGAAGACGAACCAGUCGAUCAAAAGUUGAUGGAAAUUGGUGAAAAGAUUGUUGAGAAAUGUGACGGUGUGCCCUUGGCUGUCAUAUCUCUUGGUAGCAUGCUCCGUGGCACUCGAGAUAUAACUGAUUGGUCCACGGUAUUGAACUGCAGUGAAAUAUAUAUGGCAGAUCCCAGAUAAGGAACAGAAUGUGUUAGAUGUGCAGAAGUGAAGCUAUGACGCUCUUAGUAUACAGUCAAAGAAGCGUUUGUCCUCAGAUUCAGCCGGAUAUGGUUGAAAAGGCUGAGGAUGGAGACUGGGCAUGAGAUCGUAGUUACGCUGUUGCAUCUUAUGAAAUCCUUUUGUUGCUAGUAAAAUUGUUUUAGUUUUUUAUAUUCAGAGACUCUAAUGUUAGAUUUAAUUUCUCAAUUUUUGUGAGUUCUAAUUGGUUUCUUAAUUGUGGGUUUGUGUGUAUUAGGAUGUGGGUUGUAUACUUGUAUGUGUGUAAUCCAUUAACUCAUUAUCGUUAAUAUUGACAAGCUAUAUAUUAACGGGUUU